AUGGGCCACCGUGGGCCAUGGCUGCACACUUGCCUCCUCUGGGCUGCCGUGGUCAGCCUGCUCCUCCCCUCCGCCAUGACCCAGCAGCUGAGAGGGGCUGGGCCGGGCCCCAGCAGCUGGAACAAUGCAGGAGUGGCCGGGCCCUCGGAGGACAUGUCGGGGGAGUUUGGCCACCCCAGCCACAGCCAGCGAGGCCUUGGAGAUGAGGAGAGGGGGCAGCACUUCCCAGGCCACACGGGCCAUGGAGCGGAGGACGGAGACGUCUCCAGGGAAUACGGGCAUCGACUCCAAGGCCACGACAUCGGAGAUGAGAACGCCUCUGACGAGGUCUUCACAGAGCAGGCCGACGGGCAUGGAGACCACGGGCGGGAAGACACGGAAGAUUCCGCUGAGCACCAGCACCACCUUCCCAGCCGCGGAAGUCACGGCCUUGAGGAUGAGGAUGAGGAUGAGGAUGAGGAGGGAGUCGUGUCCAAUGAGGACCCUGGUCAUAUCAUCAGGCGUGUCCACGGGGGCCACGGAGAGGAAGAGGAGGAGGAGGAGGGUGAAUAUGGACUCCAGGCCUACCAAGGCCACAGGAAAGAGGAAGACGAGGAUGCCUCAGAUGAACACCACCAGCACGGCCCCAGCUACAGGCACGGAGGCCACAGAGGAAAAGAAGAUGAUGAUGAUGAUGAUGGUGAUGGUGACGCCUCCACUGAAUAUGAACUCCAGGCCCACAGGCACCAAGGCCAUGGGGAAGAAGAAGAUGAAGAUGCCUCAGAUGAACACCACCAUCAUGUCGCCAGCCACGGACACCGAGGCCACAUAAAGGAGGAAGAUGAGGAUGUGUCCAGUGAACACUGGCACCAGGUUCCAAGGCUUAGCCACCAAGGCCUCGGACAUGAGGAGGGGGAGGGAGAGGAAGAGGAAGAGGAGGAGAAACUCAAGUUCAGCCACCAUGUUGCAAGCCACCAACCCCAAGGCCACAAAAGCACUGAGGAGGACUUCCUAGAUGAGUAUAAAGCAGCUGGCCCUGGGCAUCACCACCACAGCACCCUCAAGGAGGAGGAAGACACCUCUCUCCAGCUUAGCCACAGGCAACACAGCCACAGAGACGAAGCAAUGGGCCACAGAGGGUCCAUCAAAGAGAUUGGCCACCAGCCUCCAGAACACACAGAGAUCGAGGACAGAAGCCAUUCUAGGGAGACAGAUUCCGAGGAAGAAGACCAUGGGUCCCGUGAGGAAGAGGAGGAAGGCUUACAGCAGGAAGACACCCUCCAGGACAGCCUGGACCAGGAGGAUGAGGAAGAUGAGGAGGAAGCUCAAGGCGUCAGUCUCAGCCAGGAGGAAGAGGAGGAGGAAGAACAAGAGAAAAGGGAGAAGGCUGAGGUCCUGGUCCCACGGAGCCACGACCACCAGGAGGAGGAAGAGGAGCAGGAGGGGCUGGAGGAGGACAAACUUCCCUUCACCAUCAUCCCCAAUCCCCUGGCCAUGAGGGAGGUGGCUGGCGGUUCCUCCAGUGAAGAGGAGAGUGGUGAGGACCUGGGUCCUCAAGAUGCCCAGGAGUAUGGGAACUACCAGCCAGGGUCCCUGUGUGGCUACUGCUCCUUCUGCAAUCGCUGCACAGAAUGUGAGAAGUGUCACUGUGAUGAGGAGAACAUGGGCGAGCACUGCGACCAGUGCCAGCACUGCCAGUUCUGCUACCUCUGCCCACUGGUCUGUGAAACCGUCUGCACCCCAGGAAGCUACGUCGACUAUUUCUCUUCAUCUCUGUACCAAGCCCUGGCGGACAUGCUGGAAACCCCGGAACCCUGACAUGGCCGCAAGGCUGAGGCGCAGACUUAACUCCCUGGCCCUCCAAUCCCUUCCCACGAGUCAUAUUUAUUUCUCUGAAUAAACGUGCUCCUUAAAACCUUACUGUCA
Talpa occidentalis (Iberian mole) is the source of this 1905-nucleotide messenger RNA. It is a transcript of the gene HRC, whose product is annotated as histidine rich calcium binding protein. The coding region runs from base 1 to 1797 and encodes 598 amino acids. Gene Ontology annotation, molecular function: calcium ion binding. The transcript is spliced from 6 exons. Lineage: Eukaryota; Metazoa; Chordata; Mammalia; Eulipotyphla; Talpidae. The record is from RefSeq and is a predicted model, not a curated record.